Molecule: messenger RNA, 2073 nt
Organism: Suricata suricatta (meerkat)
Lineage: Eukaryota; Metazoa; Chordata; Mammalia; Carnivora; Herpestidae
Gene: ACER3
Product: alkaline ceramidase 3
Exons: 11
Coding region: 120-923 (267 amino acids)
Biological process (GO): ceramide metabolic process; phytosphingosine biosynthetic process
Cellular component (GO): endoplasmic reticulum membrane
Source: RefSeq, a predicted model, not a curated record
GGGUGGGCGGAGCGUGCGGUGGGCGCGAGAGCAGGGCCCGAGCCGGCCUGGGAGCUUGCCGAGCUGAGCGCAGCCAGCGGAGCGCCUGGGCGGCGGCGGCGGCGGCGGCUGCGUGCGCGAUGGCUCCGGCCGCAGACCGCGAGGGCUACUGGGGCCCCACGACGUCCACGCUGGACUGGUGCGAGGAGAACUACGCGGUGACCUGGUACAUCGCCGAGUUCUGGAAUACAGUGAGUAACCUGAUUAUGAUUAUACCUCCAAUUUUUGGUGCAAUUCAGAGUGUUAGAGAUGGACUGGAAAAGCGGUACGUUGCUUCUUAUUUAGCACUCACAGUGGUAGGAAUGGGAUCCUGGUGCUUCCACAUGACUCUGAAAUAUGAAAUGCAGCUAUUGGAUGAACUCCCAAUGAUUUACAGCUGUUGUAUAUUCGUGUACUGCAUGUUUGAAUGUUUCAAGAUGAAGAACUCUGUAAACUACCAUCUGCUUUUUAUCUUAGUUCUUUUCAGUUUAAUAGUAACCACAGUUUACCUUAAGGUAAAGGAGCCUAUAUUCCAUCAGGUUAUGUAUGGAAUGUUGGUCUUCACAUUAGUGCUUCGAUCUAUUUAUAUUGUUACAUGGGUUUAUCCAUGGCUCAGAGGACUGGGCUAUACAUCCUUGGGUAUAUUUUUAUUGGGAUUUCUAUUAUGGAACAUAGAUAACAUAUUUUGUGAUUCACUGAGGAACUUUCGAAAGAAGAUGCCACCUAUCAUAGGUGUUGCCACACAGUUUCAUGCAUGGUGGCAUAUUUUAACUGGCCUUGGUUCUUAUCUUCACAUCCUUUUCAGUUUAUAUACAAGAACUCUUUACCUGAAAUACAGGCCAAAAGUGAAGUUUCUCUUCGGAAUCUGGCCAGUGAUCCUCUUUGAGCCUCUCCGGAAGCACUGAUGAAUUAUUCCACCAAGAAAACAAAAAAGGCACCUACCAUAGGCCUGGCCAAAUGAAUAAAGAAAUCCUUAAAGAUCUACACAUUCAAAUAUAUCGUGACCAUCACAGCAAAGGAGUGAUUUUCUAACUAAUGCUGCCAGUCACACAGAGAAUAAGGAAUGGGCUUGUUGGAUGUUUAGUUUGCAUCUUUAUCUCGUUUGUCCUUCUCCUCACACUCACUCUAAGAUGUUUAAAAAGAGACAGACGUGAUGUGUGUAUAUAUACUUGAAUGCUGGAAAAAUGAGGCUUUUCUUAACAGGUUAACAGUCUGUGCUGAUCAUAGGAAAUUUAACCUUUACCCCUUUUCUGACAAGGGUUGCAUGGAGAAUUAUACUUUGUUUAUAUUUAAUUAAAUAAUCAAAACAGUCAGCAAAGUAUUGGCACAACCCCAUACCCAGAUGGCCAGCUGUGGAGCCAGGACUUAGCCGUGUCGGCCUUGAUUUGUAUUCUUGUCAUAGUAACCUCAUGGCUGGUUUUCCAAGGUGGAAGCAGAGCUCUCUGUGGGGUCCCGGUGGUUCCUCACUGUCUGCCUUUGCUCCUCAGCAUGGCGUGAGCAUGCUCCAGCUGGCCACUGGGUCCCCUGCUGGCCCGACCCCAGAUUUGCCGUGGGAUCUGGGGUGUCUGUGCGUGGCCAUCGCCAGUCAGAGUGAGUGGGUCACCUUGUAGUGUGUGUGAAGACCAUGAGGGCACCUGUGGAACAUUGUGCCUCCAGCUGGUUAGUUAAAGGUGGCUUCUCUGUUUUCUCUGAUCGUUGCAGAUCUUUAAGUUGUCACUGGUUUUAUGGCUAGGCGAGCGUGAUUGGUGGUCUGCCUACCAAGAGUCCGGCCUCUUGGCAUAACCCAUUUGAAGUUACCAGUGAAUGUUGCUACGCUCUGACUUUAUAAACUAUGCCACAUUUUCCAGUUUUCAGAGAGGCCGUGGUUAUGCCCAGGGAAAUGUAUCAGGUUAACUAGAGCUAAAAUGAUCAGGAUCCUAUUUACGUAAAGCUUAUUAGAAACCUGCUCCUUGAUUUGUUGAAGGAGAUUGAGGAGUUGAAAACAGCUCUCACUUACUUGAACUUGUAACAGAACUCCCCAAAAUUAAAAUGCUAAAACUUGGCAGUGAAACAUCA